AUGCAGCCCCAGGCGCCUCUCGGACACCCAACACCCGAGGGAAAAGGCAGUCAGAGCUCAGUCCUCCCGCCCGCCCCUGGUGGACUGAGCUGUAACCGCUGGGCCUCCUCCUCCGCUCAGUUCUGCCCUUUCCUACGGAAGCAGAAUCCUGACUUGGCCCACGGACGCCCGUGUGUCCUGCCCGAGGGCCCAGCGUGUCCUGCCCGAGGGCGCCUGCGUGUCCUGCCCAAGGGCCCAGCGUGUCCUGCCCGAGGGCCCAGCGUGUCCUGCCCGAGGGCGCCCGCGUGUCCUGCCCGAGGGCCCAGCGUGUCCUGCCCGAGGGCCCAGCGUGUCCUGCCCGAGGGCGCCCGCGUGUCCUGCCCGAGGGCGCCCGCGUGUCCUGCCCGAGGGCCCAGCGUGUCCUGCCUGAGGGCGCCCGCGUGUCCUGCCCGAGGGCGCCCGCGUGUCCUGCCCGAGGGCCCAGCGUGUCCUGCCCGAGGGCGCCCGCGUGUCCUGCCCGAGGGCGCCCGCGUGUCCUGCCCGAGGGCCCAGCGUGUCCUGCCCGAGGGCGCCCGCGUGUCCUGCCUGAGGGCCCAGCGUGUCCUGCCCGAGGGUGCCCGCGUGUCCUGCUGGCUGACAUGGUCGGUGGCGGCCCCAGCAGGUCCGCUCGGGUGAGACCAGGACCCGGCGGUGCGCGUGGUGUCCGGGUCCUGCGGGACAAGGCGUGUGAGGAGGGCUCUGGACAGGCCGCGCCGGUGGGACCUGUCAGCCCUGCCAGGCGCUGGCACGCUCCGCAUGGGUUUGCCGUGAGCAUUAGAGAGUCAGCACCUUGAGAGCCACAGUUUAGCGUUUGCCACGGUCACAAGCUCCCCGUUUUGCUGCUGGUCCCUGAGGUUGGUGGCCAUUAGUUAAACCAGGAGGCGUGGCCUGUCCCGCUGUGACCAUCCUGACGGAUCACAGGUCCGUCUUCUCAGCAGAUGCACCUGGGACCUUCAACUCACCGGGAGCCAGGCUUCCAGGUGGGCCAACAGCCGCUCGGCACCUCGGGUGCCAGUGUCCUGCUCUGGUCACGCGGCAGAGUGGCUGGGCCACCCAGGGCGUCAGGCGAGGAGGUCGGGCCUGAGGAGGAAGCCCCGAGGGCGGUGCUGUCCAGCGGGUGAGGGCAAGAGGAGGCGGGUGUCUCCCUUUCACCUGCUGGGUUACAGCACAAGGAGGCCCUGAGGACAGACUACGUGCUGCCGGGCAUCCUGGCAAGGCAACACUUGAUCUGGGUCUGAAAGCUAAAUAAAGAAUUUGUAAGCUU
This is a messenger RNA of Myotis myotis, 1282 nucleotides long. RefSeq names its product nascent polypeptide-associated complex subunit alpha, muscle-specific form-like. NCBI's taxonomy places the organism in Eukaryota, Metazoa, Chordata, Mammalia, Chiroptera, Vespertilionidae. The record is from RefSeq and is a predicted model, not a curated record. The transcript has 4 exons. Bases 1 to 654 code for a protein of 217 amino acids.